CCUCCCCUCCCGAUGAUGGCCCGCCCCUCUAGCCUCAGCGCUUGGGAGCGGAGGGAGAGUAAAUACAACAGGAGCGCAAAAUGGCGGAGUCGCUGAACCCAGUUCACGGUGCUGCCGCCGCCCCGGAGAAAGAAUCGUUCUGCAAACCGCCGCCGCCUCCCUCUACUCGAGACCCAUCAUGCUCUCUGUCGGCCAAGAAAGUCAGGACGGAGGAAAAGAAGCCGCCGCGAAGAGUAAACGGGGAAGGGGGCGGUGGCAGCGGCGGGAAUAGCAGGCAGCAGCCGCCUCCGCCUCAGAGCUAUGGCAGCCCCGCGUUGUGGAGCUUCGCGGCCGUGGCCGCUGCCGCCACCCCUCCCGGCGGCUUCUUUCCCGCGGGCACCGCCACUACUUCCUCUUCUUCCUCUUCCUCCUCCUCUUCCUCCUCUUCUUCCUCUUCCUCCUCCUCUUCUUCCUCCUCCUCCUCUUCCUCCUCCUCUUCUUCACUCUCUCCUCAACCUCUGCCCCGCAAACUGCUUGUCUCCCCGACGCUGCUUCACGCUCAGCCCCACCACCAUCUUCUGCUCCCGGCCCCCACUGCAGCUAACGCUAAGCCUCGGAGACCUAAAGAGAAGAGGGAGAAGGAGAAGAGGAGGCACGUCGUCGCCGGGGCGGGGGAGGCCGGAGGGGCCGGAGAGGAGAACGGGGAGGUGAAACUCCUGCAGAGAGACGAGUUCUUGAGAGAUUUUGGUGACCUUGCUCGAAACUCUUGCCCUUGCCCCUCAAAAGAUAAAAUCAAAGACAAAAUUAAAGAGAGAGACAAAGAGAAGCAAAAAGAAAAAAAGAAGCAUAAAGUAAUAAAUGAAAUAAAGAAAGAGAACGGAGAAGUCAAAUUGUUGCCGAAAGGUGGGAAGGACAAACCAAAAACAAAUGCAGAAGACUUACAAAUUAAAAAGGUAAAGAAGAAAAAGAAAAAGAAACACAAAGAAAGUGAAAAAAGGAAGCGUCCAAAAAUGUAUAGCAAAUCUAUUCAAACCAUCUGCUCAGGAUUGCUUUCUGAUGUUGAAGAUCGAGAAGCCAAAGGCAUCAUAGAUGAUCAUCUUAAGGAUUAUAUUGGAAAGAAUUUGGAUACCAAGAAGGAGUAUGAGUCUAAGAUACCAGAGAACAGUGAGUUUCCAUUUGUCUCGUUAAAGGAGCCUCGAGUUCAGAAUAAAACAAAAAGGUUGGACGCAUUGGAAUUCAAACAGCUCAUUCAUAUUGAGCACCAGCCUAAUGGAGGCGCAUCAGUUAUCCAUGCCUACAGUAAUGAACUCUCCCACUUGUCUCCUGUGGAGAUGGAGAGAUUUGCAGAAGAAUUUGUGGGUUUGGUUUUUAGUGAAAAUGAAAACUCUGCAGCUUAUUAUGUAAUGGGUAUUGUUCAUGGGGCAGCUACAUAUUUACCUGACUUUUUAGACUACUUUUCAUUUAAUUUUCCCAAUUCACCAGUGAAAAUGGAGAUAUUAGGAAAGAAAGAUAUAGAGACAACGACUAUGUCCAAUUUUCAUGCUCAGGUAAAAAGAACAUAUUCCCAUGGUACAUAUCGAGCUGGCCCAAUGCGACAAAUCAGCUUGGUAGGAGCAGUGGAUGAGGAAGUGGGAGAUUACUUUCCUGAGUUUCUUGACAUGUUGGAAGAUUCACCUUUUUUAAAAUGUACACUGCCAUGGGGAACACUAUCUAGUCUAAAAUUAGAGAGUCGGAAAGAUAGUGAUGAUGGUCCUAUCAUGUGGGUACGUCCAGGAGAACAAAUGAUCCCUGUGGCUGACAUGCCAAAGUCACCUUUCAAAAGGAAAAGAACUACCAAUGAAAUAAAAAACCUGCAGUACCUACCUCGAACUAGUGAGCCCCGUGAAAUGCUUUUUGAAGACAGGACACGAGCCCAUGCAGAUCACAUAGGACAAGGCUUUGAGCGACAAACUACAGCUGCUGUUGGAGUGCUAAAGGCUGUACAUUGUGGGGAGUGGCCUGAUCAGCCUCGUAUUACCAAAGAUGUAAUUUGUUUUCAUGCUGAAGAUUUCUUAGAGGUAGUUCAACGAAUGCAGUUAGAUUUGCAUGAACCUCCACUAUCUCAGUGUGUCCAAUGGGUUGAUGAUGCAAAACUUAAUCAACUUCGAAGAGAAGGCAUUCGCUAUGCCAGAAUUCAAUUAUAUGAUAAUGAUAUCUACUUCAUUCCAAGGAAUGUUGUACAUCAGUUCAAGACUGUUUCAGCUGUAUGCAGUUUAGCAUGGCAUAUUCGGCUCAAGCUGUAUCAUUCAGAGGGUGAUGCCUCUCAGAAUGCAGAUACUUUGGAUGUAGGCACUUCAACAGAUCAUAUGCCAUCAGUUCUUGGACUUCAUACUGAUAGCAUAAUUUGUACUGUAAGCAAAACCACCUCGGAUUCCAAUUUUUCAGACAAACCUACUAAGUAUGAACUUCAACAGAUUAAACAUGAACCCUUUUCAUCUGUAAAAAUUAAAGAGGAAACCGUGAAAAUUAACAUUCUUGAAAAAACAGCGCCUAAUAAUUUGGACAGUCAAAAUAUUAAAGCAAAGUUGGAUCAUGUUGAAUUUACAGAAUUUAAAAUUGAUAUGGAUUCUAAAUUUGAAAAUAGUAGCAAAAAUUUAAAAGAAAAAUUGUGCCCUGGAAGUCAUGUAAAUUUAGAUGACACGAGGCAGCAUAGUUCAACACAUCCAAGUUUGGAUAGAAAAGAUGAUGACAUUUUGUGCUAAAUUUGUACAUACAGUUUUAAAUUCUUUUUUUUUUUAAUUUCAUGACACAAUAAUGUAAAGAUUCAUAAAAUUCUGAAAGCAAGCUGAUGCUUUGCUCUUAUAUCUGUUACAGAAAAUAGUUGAUGUAGCUUUGUAACAUUCCUCAGUGCCUGUCCAUAACUGUGAAGUAUCAAAGCACUUAGGGCCAGAUGCACUGUAAACACUGCAGGUUUAACAUAAAGAAGUCUUUAAAUCAUUUGAGUUAUAGGUUUUAGAGUAGAGCUGACAUUAACAU
This is a messenger RNA of Antechinus flavipes (yellow-footed antechinus), 2994 nucleotides long. It is a transcript of the gene RSBN1L, whose product is annotated as round spermatid basic protein 1 like. NCBI's taxonomy places the organism in Eukaryota, Metazoa, Chordata, Mammalia, Dasyuromorphia, Dasyuridae. The coding region runs from base 81 to 2720 and encodes 879 amino acids. Gene Ontology annotation, cellular component: nucleus. The transcript is spliced from 9 exons. The record is from RefSeq and is a predicted model, not a curated record.